GCGCGGAGGGCUCCCUCGGGGUCCCCGCAGGCCGGCACUCGAGCGGCCAAGGCGCGAUGGAGGCGCCGGCGGAGCUGCUGGCCGCGCUGCCUGCGCUGGCCACCGUGCUGGCGCUACUGAUCGCCUGGCUGCUGGUGCGCCGAGGGGCGACCACCGCGAGCCUGGGUCCCUCCCGCGCGCCCCCGGAGCCCGCGCCCCCGGCCGAGGCCAGCAGGGCCCCCGCGCCGCCCAGCCCCUGCGCCCCGGAGCCGGCGGCCGCGCCGGCAGGGCCUGGGGAGCCUGAGGAGCCCGCGGAGCCGGGAGAGCCCGAGGGGCCGGGGGAGCCCACAGCUGCUCCAGUCGAGGCGGAGGAGCGGGCGGCGGAGGCGAGGCAGGAAGAGGAAGAGGACUCGGACACCGAGAAGGGCCCACCCCAAGCAGAGCCCGAAGAAGAGAAUGGAGAGACCUUCUUUAAAUACAGCCCUGGGAAACUGAGGGGGAACCAGUAUAAGAAGAUGAUGACCAAAGAAGAGCUGGAGGAGGAACAGAGGAUUGAGCUGACCUCUGACCUCACUUCCCUGUAGCAAGUUCCUUAGGUCCUGAGCCACAAAUAUUCUUGCAAAUCCUUUUGAACUGAAGAAUAACGGAGUUAUCCUUAGCCUCCUCCUAAAGGCCUUUCCUUUUGGCAUCUUAAAAGCUUGAGAUUAAAUGGAAAGCCCCAGAAAGGUGCCCAGGCAGCUCCGGGGUGCCUCCCGCCUCCAUGGAUCUGCUGAGCAAGACCCCCAGUCAGGACUUUCCCCUUGUCUAGCAGGGUCCAGGGACUGCCUUUGACUCUGCCUUGUUCAGAGUCAUUCGUCCCCAUGUAUGUGGGUUGCUUUGUUAAGCUGAAGGGUUUUAAGAAUUUGAGCUCAGCCCCUGGUCUUUGAUUUUUCUUACCAUUCAGAUUUGCUCCCCACACACCCUUCAAACCUUAGUUCCCACCAGUUCCAGCAGCUUCUACUUAAAACCAGAGUAUGGGUUCAUUCCGGCCCUCACUGAAGCCAGACCAUGAAAGACCUUGAGGUCGGACAGACAAAUGAGGCAGAGUUCACCUGCGCUCACCUGAGCUGACCUGAGCUACCUGAGCUGACCAGCUCUAUCAGGGCUGUGCCUCUUCCCCUGGGGGGCGCCAUCCCUCUUUCUGGCUGGCUCAGUAGGGGGUGUGAAGACACCAUAUUGAUUACUGGGCAGCAGAGAAGCAGUGCUAGGAACUGACUUGGUCAUUGUCCUGAUUUUCCAUCUAGAGGAGGUUUGGAUCCAGUCUUUUCUUCACUGAGCUUAUCAGCUUAGCCAAAUCUCCACCUUUGCUUUGGCAGAAGCAAUAAUAAUGUUAGCUUAAAAUAGCUCUGACUAUACCUCUUCCUAGAGGGUUUCAUAGAUUAUUAAGAACUUCACUUACGUAAUCAGGCAGUACCAGACUGGUUUCUUGGAAUUUUAUAUUUGACAAUAUUUAUACUAUAUCAAAUUAAUUUGUUUAAAUUUGUUUAUUAAGUCUUUUUUAAAAGCAGUAAGUUUAUAGACAUUUUUUUCAUUUAAUGGAAGGCUGGGAAAUGUCCAAUGUCCACUCUUAGGGCGUGCAUUUCCAGUGGCCUUCUCUUUUGGGUCUGAUACCUUAGGUUCAGGGCUUAGAGCAGAACAGACAAUGAAAGAACAGCCACGUAGUAAAUGCCUGCUACAUAGAACCACGUGAUGAAGAGAGAAUGUACUCUUGUGUACCCAAACAGCAAUCGUGAUAGCCUAUCCAGGCUAGGAUCUUAUUGUUACAAUGAGUGGUGACUCCCUCCAAGUGUAAUUACCUAGGUUUAUCUGGAAACUUUCUGAUCAUUGAGGCUUCCUAUACUCCUGAUGGUUUAGAGCUCUGUAAUCAGCCUUUGUUCAGUCCAAUAAACUUUAAGUAGAUGAUCUCGA
Nycticebus coucang (slow loris) is the source of this 1926-nucleotide messenger RNA. RefSeq names its product matrix remodeling associated 7 (gene MXRA7). The transcript is spliced from 5 exons. Lineage: Eukaryota; Metazoa; Chordata; Mammalia; Primates; Lorisidae. Bases 57 to 563 code for a protein of 168 amino acids. The record is from RefSeq and is a predicted model, not a curated record.